CCAAACACACCUGUACUUUUCCUCCAUCUCGUCUCGCCGCCUUUACUUCUCCCAUCCGCCCCUGCGCGCGCGCGCUCUCUCCCCCCUUUCUCGCGCGGCAACCGGGCCGCCGCCGCCGCCGCCGCCCUACCUCAGGUGCCCAGGUCUUCUUCGUUCGCUCCACCAGCCGCCAGGUCUUCGUAGGCCCAUUCCCCCGCUCUUCGUCGGCUCCUUCAAUCCGCCGGCGACGAGCACCCAUCAGAGGCUGGGAACUCCAAAGAGGAACAGGGUCCAUGGAGGCUGGAGGCGCAGGAAAUGGUUCGAAUGGGGCGGCGCAGACAAAGGGGAGUGGGGGUGAUGGCUCCACCAAGACGCCGCCGCCACUUCCCCCUUGCUGUGUCAAGGCGAGAGCCGCGGCACCUGAGUCUGAGGCCAAGUGCCAUGCCACCGUGGUUUCGGGAUGGUUCACCGAGCCACGAUCACACUGCGGUAAAGCCAGCAAGGUUCAGUAUUACAAUAAUCCAAUGUGGCCAGGAGAGGCCCAUUCCUUGAAAGUGGAGAAGAUAUUGUACCAGGGGAAAUCACCAUACCAGGAAGUCCUAGUCUUUGAGUCGUCAACCUAUGGGAAAGUCCUUGUGCUUGAUGGUAUUGUUCAAUUGACCGAUAAGGAUGAAUGUGCAUACCAGGAAAUGAUUACUCACCUCCCUCUUUGUUCAAUUCCAUCCCCUAAAAAGGUUUUGGUUAUUGGUGGUGGUGAUGGAGGUGUACUUCGAGAGAUUUCCAGACAUAGUUCAGUGGAGUCCAUUGACAUAUGUGAAAUUGAUCAGCUGGUUAUUGAUAUUUGCAAAGAUUUCUUCCCACAUUUGUCUGUUGGAUUUGAAGAUCCUCGUGUUCAACUUCAUGUUGGUGACGCCGUGGAGUUCUUGAGAAAUGCUCCUGAAGGGACAUAUGAUGCUAUCAUUGUUGAUUCAUCAGACCCAAUAGGGCCUGCUCAGGAACUUGUGGAGAAGCCUUUUUUUGAGACCAUCGCUAGAGCUUUGAGGCCUGGUGGUGUUCUUUGUAAUCAAGCUGAGAGUAUGUGGUUGCAUACACAUUUGAUUCAGGACAUGCUUUCAAUUUGCCGUGAGACUUUCAAGGGUUCUGUCCGCUAUGCAUGGACUAGUGUCCCAACAUACCCAAGUGGGGUGAUUGGGUUUCUGCUAUGUGCCAAAGAAGGACCACCGGUCAACUUUCUGACUCCUAUAAAUCCAAUUGAAAAAGUGGAAGGAGCUACUAAAGCAGGAAGGGAGAUCAGAUUUUAUAACUCAGAGAUGCAUAGGGCAGCGUUUGUUCUUCCGACCUUUGCGAAGAGAGAGCUAGAAGCAUAUUGUGCUUCUACGUAAACAGAGCAGGCAGAGGAGGAAAUAGCGACACCACCACCAAAGCUAACUGUGGCUCCAGAGAGUGGAAUUCUCAGUGCAUCCUAGCUUAGACCGGCGUGACUCAGAACCGAGACACGUCUAGAAACCGUCCCUUCACGGCAUUCCCUAGUAUCGCCAAUUGGAUACGCUCUUGCUCUAUCACGUAUUGUAAGCAUGGACAUAUGGAGUGUGUGUGGGGUGCAUUGGAAUUUGACGCGUAAUGAGGCGCUCAUGUGUUAAUAAUAAUCUAUGCUCCUGUGUUAUGGCACCAACAAUGAGAUGACAAAUGGCAUGGUAAGGAAAAGACGAACAGUGUGAUGAGUCUGACGUGAUGAGCAAAUUCCACAUUGCACUUUACCCAUCCUUUUUCGCAUUUUGUUGGUGACGUUGUGUGUUGGGCUAUUAUUGUUUGGUGGUCAUUUCUUCACCACCGGAGUCCAGAGGCGUGCUCCCAGGCUUUGCAGCAAUGUUAUACGAUUGGCUUUGUGUUU
Sorghum bicolor (sorghum) is the source of this 1870-nucleotide messenger RNA. RefSeq names its product spermine synthase. Gene Ontology annotation, molecular function: spermidine synthase activity. Gene Ontology annotation, biological process: spermidine biosynthetic process. Gene Ontology annotation, cellular component: cytosol. The transcript is spliced from 12 exons. NCBI's taxonomy places the organism in Eukaryota, Viridiplantae, Streptophyta, Magnoliopsida, Poales, Poaceae. The coding region runs from base 273 to 1361 and encodes 362 amino acids. The record is from RefSeq and is a predicted model, not a curated record.